Molecule: messenger RNA, 5018 nt
Organism: Cololabis saira (Pacific saury)
Lineage: Eukaryota; Metazoa; Chordata; Actinopteri; Beloniformes; Belonidae
Gene: cbln1
Product: cerebellin 1 precursor
Exons: 3
Coding region: 465-1061 (198 amino acids)
Cellular component (GO): glutamatergic synapse; synaptic cleft
Molecular function (GO): protein binding
Source: RefSeq, a predicted model, not a curated record
UCCCCUUCCCUCUUUUGUGUCUGAAACUCUCCCAUAUCUCCCAUAUCAAUAAUUGAAGCAGCAGACGGAGCUGCCCCCCCUGCCUGCGCGCUAUGACUCCCGCUGCCGCGCCGCUCGUCCAGGGCCCCUCCAAGAGACUUACUGUGUCCGCAAGUGACAGAAAAGCUGCUGAGAAGUGAGGAAAAAGAGGAUAAGAACAGGUGCAAGCCGGGGACUGGAGAUACAGCUAUAAUAGAUACGUUUUGAGAGGAAAGAAAAGAGGAAAAAGAGCGCAGAGACGCAAGUGCGCUGAAGGAGUUUUUACAGUUAACCAUUUUAAAUUCAAGAAAAAAACAGACUAUUCUUAGAUUUGAACAGAGAACAUCUGGAAAGUCACUUCUUUUCUUCAAAGGGGGAGCAGAACAGGUGUGAGGUGAGGUGUGAAAGACUGUCCCACAAGUUCAGAUUCUCCGCUUGGGUCCGUUAUGUCGGCGCUGGUCCUGCUGGGCGCCGCGCUCUGGCUGUCCGCCGGCCCGGGCCCCGGCCCGCUCCCGGUGCGGGCGCAGAACGAGACCGAGCCCAUCGUGCUGGAGGGCAAGUGUCUGGUGGUGUGCGACUCCAACCCCACCUCGGACCCCACGGGCACCGCGCUCGGCAUCUCCGUGCGCUCCGGCAGCGCCAAGGUGGCGUUCUCCGCCGUGCGCAACACCAACCACGAGCCGUCCGAGAUGAGCAACCGCACCAUGGUCAUCUACUUCGACCGGGUUCUUGUAAACAUUGGGAAAAAUUUUGACGAGGAGAGAAGUAACUUCAUCGCACCGCGCAAAGGAAUUUACAGUUUUAACUUUCACGUAGUUAAAGUCUACAACCGCCAAACCAUUCAGGUGAGCCUGAUGCACAAUGGCUGGCCAGUGAUUUCGGCGUUCGCUGGAGACCAAGAUGUUACACGCGAGGCUGCCAGCAACGGUGUCCUGAUCCAGAUGGAGAAGGGGGACAGGGCCUACCUCAAACUGGAGAGGGGAAACCUUAUGGGAGGGUGGAAAUACUCCACCUUCUCUGGCUUCCUGGUGUUCCCAAUGUAGAGAGAAGGAAGAAGAGAAGAAGGAGGAAGAGAAAGGGCAGGAGUUGGCAACAAAGGAAGAAGCAUUGGCGGAAGAUGGAGAGAAGACGACGCGGGGGAAAAAAGAAAAAGGACACAAAUGAGAUAGUGGAAGCGGAAAAAAGAUGGGCAUGUGACAUCAGACUUGUAUUCUGGAUGCUGCAGAGACGAAUGAGGAGAGAUGAUAGAGAUAUAAGAGCAUGAUGCACAACAAUUGUACAAGGGUAAACUAAGAGAGAAAUAAUGGAGCCAAUACAUUCAAGAGUACGGCCAGCUUCUUCACUUCCCUCUCUCCUUUCAUCCAUUCCAUCAUGCAUCCCUUUCCUCCCUCUGUUUUCUCCGUGGCUUGACUGCAGCUUUGGACAGCCAAAACUUUUUUUAUUAUCUGCUGAAAAACGCAAUUGAUCAUUUGUAUGUUAUAGAGUGUUUAAAAGCCUAACUGUCCCAACCCCCACCCCCACCUCCACCCCCUCCUCAUCCUCAUAUAUUCAUGCAGUUUUUUAUUUACUAUCAACAUGAGCUUUGAAGAAUGUUUCUCAAGGAACUGCUCCCACAUCCCCGCAUUUUAUGUGUUUAUAUUUUUAGCAUUUGUUUUCCUUUUGUAAUAUAUAUUUGGACAGACUUUGGAUUUCCUUCUGCCCCGAAGCCAAACUACAAUUUUAAUAGAGGAAAUGCAAAACUCUGAUCACAAAAUCAGGAGUUGAAGACUCCCAUGCAAACCCAUGCAAACCUGUAUUCUGCAUUGACCAUGACAAAUUCAUGUAUUUGUAUGAUAUCAUUGAAGUUUUUCCCUGAAAUUCACAGCUGUUUCUUCCAUCAUAUCCAUUUAACCUUAACUCCUCUCAUUUUCAGUCUUUAGACAUAGACUGUAUAAAACAUUGGACGAUGCAUUCGGUCUCGUAACCCAUAGGUUUCUGAAGAAGUUUUGAAGCGUCUUUUUCUUCAUACAGGGUGCACCCAGAUUGCUCAGCAAGCCGGCGGGAACACACCCACUACAUGUCAAUCAAGUUAGCUUUGUUCCCAGCGCCUUCAGCCCAACGCCACUGAAAUAUCUGCAGAGCUUCUACCACACAUUCACAGCGGGAUAUAACGUUUAAGAUGUUGACUCAAUGGCGAAAUCAAAAAUGGUGGUUGGGUUCAUACAAAGGGCUGGUUGCUUGGCUAAACGCGGUAGCAUGAUGAUUACAAAUGAGCACGUGAUUACGACUAGCCAGUGGCUGAGCCAAGUGUCGAUCAGUCAUAUUAAAAAUACAUUUAUUGCUUGAUAUUAACUGUCCAGGCAUGGUGCAAAAACAUUCAUCCCUUCUGAGCUGUCAUGGAUGUGAAAUCAAAAAUGAUUGAGACCAAAACGAUCUUUUUGAACCGGGCUUUAAAUAUGUUUAUUCCUGUUCUAAAUUUGGACAUUUUAACAUGGGAGUCAGUGGAGAUUAACUAUUGAUCAGUCGAGGAACUGCAACGAAUUUUAGUUUUGCACAAGCCUCAAUCUGGGAAAUGAGAUGGUUGGUGUUUGGUCUUAACCCCAAGUGAUGCGGUUGUCCAAAAAUAACUCCAUAAAAAAAAGAAAACAAUUGUGUCGAAGGUCAGAUUUCCUGCAUUUUCAACUCCAUUGUAAACAUUGAUUAAUUGGAUAUAAAUAUCACAAUUUUUUUUAGAAAUAAUGCACACAGCAGCUACAUCUGCAUGAAAGAAAGCAACACCUUUUUAAAUGUUUUAGGUUGUAUGGAUCAGGACAAAAUGAAAAAAAAAAAUGUUGUUAUUCCUGGUUUUGUAAUAAGGUAAAUCUAUUUCAAAAGAUCAACAACACAUAUUACACUGCAUUAUUGUUUAUUAGCCAAAAGAUUUAGGCAAAAUGCCAAAGCAGUUUUUAAAAACAUAAAUAAAACAUAAACUCUGUGUGACACAAUCAGUCUGUCACAUUGAUGUGGAAAAGAUUUGCCUUAUUCUUAGUAACUUUCAGUCUGGCCUGCAUCUGGAUUGCAACACCUUGAUCCUUUUAUUUUUCAACAAUUCAGUUGUGGACUUGAUAUAUUCUUGAAUUGUUUCUUUGGCACGUUUCAGUUUCAGCCAAGCUUUUACUUUGAGGAUGCUUGCCUCACCUUUAACUGAAAAGAAUUGUCUGGUAAACCGAGAUGUUCAUCGUCAUCUUUAUGUCUCCAAGGCAUCCAGGUCCUGUGGCUGCAAAACAACCCAAAUGAUCAGAACUCCCUGGCUGUUCCUCACAUUAGCCGUGUGUUGGGGUUUCACCAAACACAGCGUUGGUUAUUAUGGCCGAUGGUCUGGUGGUUUGUCCAGAUGCAGGGUAGAAAACAUUGUCCAUACUGCCAUGUUUUCAGAGAAGAGACAUUCUCCUGUUAAAUCCUUCCAAACUAUUCUUUAUUCUUUAUUCCGAAUAUUCAACAUCUUCACUGAUUCUACAGAGUCUGAGAUAACAGCUCCCUGCUCUCUUACAGUUUCCCUGACUAUUGCAUGUUAUAGUAUGAAUUACUUAGGGUGUAAGAUUUUUGUUAAAUCAAUCAUGACCAUAUGUUAUAUUCUAUGUGUUGUACCAUUAACCAUUUUCUUUUGUCCUGAUUUGUCCUGAUAGGUUUACUAAACAACAAGGAUGACAAAACGUGAGAGAUUUAUGAAAUAAAGGGUUGCUUUUACUUUUGUUCUAAAAACCAAAAAAAAAGAAACUGUUCCCAUGAAACAGCUCUGCUGUAACUCACAUUCAAACAUUACACAAGUGUUUCAAAACUAGUGUGAAUUCUUGAGUUGUAAUCAUUUUCCAGUCAAUACUUAACCAUAAAAUAGCAUUACAAAUAUUUACAAAAUCCUAUUAUUGUCAUUCCUGGAAUAGGCGUUGGGGCAAAAGUAAACGAAAAAACGCUAAAAAACUAUUUUUUUUUUAAUGAAAAACUAAAUUAAAUGCUCAGUAAAAUAAAAGCAUUCAUGAGGAAAUUAAUUGAAAGCUUUUUUUCCCCCAAAUAUUUCCACUGUGGUCUAAAAUUGUAGCAGUAUUAAGUCUACGCUAUUCAUUAGAAGAGGAAUUUGAAUUAAAGUGUUUGUAUACGUAAUAAACUUUGUCCAUGUAUGUAGUACUUUUCUAUGAUUCUCUUAUAACCAAACAGUUGCUACUGGUGCUCAUCAUACGUCCAAACAGAAAGUACUGCUUUUCUCAUCCGUCAUGCCCCCGUGUAAACCAGUGUUCUCCCCACCUGAACAUCCUAAACUCAUCCAUCUCCCUUCUCUCUUCCUCUCCUGCCUCUGCUACGGUUUUUUCAGGUAUUGUAUACCUCCUUCUCCGGGAUACUUUUCUCUCUUCAACAACACUGUAUACUCACAAGUGCAGAUAUUUUUGUCUUGUUUGUAUUUUUUUUAAAUCUUAUGUUGUUCUACCGCCCCUUCACUGCUAUUUUGCUCCUUUAUUCUCCAGCAACGGUUCACCUACUGUACCUUCCUCUGCCCCACCUCAUGUAGUUUGUACCUAAUCUGCUGCAGUAUUUUUUGCCUCCAGUCUCCAGAUCUUUACUUGCUUUCCUCAUGUCGGACUGUGGAAGCCUGCACAUCAUGAACUUCAUAUAUGGACUUUGUAUGUACGCCAAUGGAUAUAAAAUGGAUAUAUAAGUAUAUCAAAAUCUAAGCCAAUGUUUCUAUUCUCCUGACAUUAUGAUGAUAAUGCUAAUACUACUACUGAAAGCUCAAUCUCAUUGAUGACUAUAAUAUCUGUAUUUCUGUACUUCAGUGUUUAUAAAAGAGAAAAAUAUUCUACAAGAAAUCUACUAGUAAUUGUGUGGAAAUCUGAGGCUGCCAUUCUGCUCUUCUGGUUAAAAAAAAACAAAAAUGCUUCUUGUUUUUGUUUUGGGUCAAACCAAUUGUGGCUAAACAGCUGAGAAUACUACUUAUAUACAUUUAUUAUUAUCAUCAUUAUUAUUAUUGUAAAAUAUGGGAAUAUUUAGAC